Molecule: messenger RNA, 1297 nt
Organism: Marchantia polymorpha subsp. ruderalis
Lineage: Eukaryota; Viridiplantae; Streptophyta; Marchantiopsida; Marchantiales; Marchantiaceae
Source: the annotation of a GenBank genome assembly
UCUACUCAUCGAGCAGCCAGCACCCAACCCAGAAGAGAUAGCAUAGAAGAGAUAGACGAACUGCCUUCACCUUACAGAUGACAGUGCGACUUACCGCUGAAAACGCAGGUUUGGUCUAGGUUCGGUUCGGAGGAGAUGAGAAGAAAAUUGCUGUAGACUGGCGAGCCUGCUUUAUCAUGCACUACACUAUCAGCUCACAAAGUGAUCCCCAAAAUGUUCAUCGGUUACAGAUCUGUAUAAGCUGCUUGCCCUCCGUCGGUCGUCGAGGUUAAACUUGAAGUGUACACUUGAUAUCCCCAGAGGUGUGCACUAUGCUAACAAGAUGAUGUGUGAAGUAAGGUUAGGCAAAGGUUUGGGAACAAAAGUUCCUCCUUGUUGACCUCGUGGAGACACUCGAUGUACAGUGAAGAGGUUUUGAAUGUACAAAGAGUAGGAACCGAUUUCAGUCAUGAUUGAUUUCUGUCUCCUGAAGCCUGGAAGCGCUUUAUAGCAUCUGCCAGAACAUCAGUGUUCUCAGAUAUUACAGAUGAUUUGGCUAUGGUGGAUUAAAGCCUGCUGGCACAUCAAAUUCUGCAGCGGAAGCAAGAGAUAGCGAAGAAUGACGCAGGUCUAGGGGUUUCCGGUCGUGAGAUUCAGAGAGCUUCAAUUUAACUUACCUCCAGAAUUGGACAGCGAGAAAUCACGUUGUAACGCAGCCAAUGAAGAAUAUGAGUAGCGUACAUUUGAGCCUACUGUCUGAGUCGUUGGCUGUGGUAGCAGCACACUCCAUCAGCCAGCCCAUUUACAGGGGAACACUUACUUUUACAUUGAUAGCAUGGCGUCUUUGUGUCGAGGGAAUCGUUUCGGUGAAAUACUUCAAAAAUGUCAACGAACUUAGCGUCACGGUGAUCGCCGAUCACUCAACUUGCCAUGGCAUUGCCCAACUUGUAAGGUACUCAGGGAGAGCAGAGCAGAAGCUUGACAGCCGCCGAUGCUGACUACUGCAUUGUUGUGUUCUCUUCUCACUUCGUUCAGUACUCAGUCAAGCUAUGGUGCACUUGCAGCUCACGUAAUCCACUUCUCUACUACUUGUCGGAUGAUUGACCAAGAUGGGCAGUAUUCUAAGAUGUCGUUGCAUGAAACAUCAUGGACUUUGGACACUCCGUAGGUACAUAGUUGCUUGCCCCGAGACACUUCUGGUAGCAGCCAAUACUUGAUCUGAUUUGUCAAGCUUUCCCAUCUUGUUCGCUUUUGCCAGAGACAUCUCCUAUCGGUGUAUUGUAAUUUAUAAACGAUUGAGCAGUGAUGCCUUUCAAGG